AUGAGAGCUAGCAGAGCAAGAAAGUUGCUUCAAAAGAAGGAAGAACAGAGAGCUGCUGACAAAGCUGCUGGUAUUUAUUUGCAUAGUGAUUAUUCAGAUGAUGAAUCUCUGGAACUGCCCCUUGGAUUUAGACUUCAAAAUAAGCACCAAUGUCUUGCACAAGGCUUAGCCUUCCUCUAUAAUAAUUUACAGCAGACAGAGAAUAGCGUGGAUGAUUUAGAAGGCUACAAGAAUGAUUUUAUUGUUACUAAUUUCACCUUCUAUCUUUUGGACGCAUAUUGUCAAAAAGGAUUAUGGAUUUACAGGCUACAGGUGGCAGUAGUGGUUGGUAGCGUGGUGGAGGACAUGACAACAACCGUUGGGGAGCAGAAACAUGAGAGGAUCAAUUCUACUGAUUCUGAACUUGCUUGCCAUUAUCUUUACAACAAAGUCAUGGGCUUUCCUCUUUCUUGUCCUCACAUUGUUCAGGAUUAUGAUUUGUACGGUCAAGAGGAGCCCUGGCAAGUUUGGGACAAAUUUGGAGGAUCGAAUAAUGACGAAGACGACGACGGGGCUGGUCCAUCCACUCUGGAUCUUUUCUUUUUCACCACGAUGAAGGGUUCUAAUUGUGCUGGAAAAGCUCGGGCAUCAAUGUUACCUAAGCAUCAUAACGAGGCAUCAACUUUUGACGCACACUCGGCAACUUGUAAUGAUUCUCCUUGUGCUGGAAAAGCUCGGGCAUCAACGUUACCUAAGCAUCAUAAUGAGGCAUCAACUUUUGAAGCACACUCGGCAACUUAUCGUAUAAGUCAGGAUCUUAUUGUUGAAGGGAUGCUUAUUGUUAGCAACUGUGCCCAGCUCGGCGAUGAUGGUGCUGCAUCAUCAUGCUUGCUGCAAGAAACCGAUUUUGAUGGCGGUAGUUUUGAUGUUGAAGAUUGCAACUCCGUUUUGUCUAUGCUUCAGGCUUCAGCAAAGGGGAUGCUUCAAGAGUUUGUUAAUACAAUCUUACCCUUGGUUCGUGAGUCAAUUUAUGUAAAAACCCUUCGUCGAAAGGUAAAGAAAAGGCUGACAAUAAGUGUUCUGCGUGAAAGAAUCAGUAUUCUGAAUGUUCAGGAAAAUGAUGAUGUUUUUGGAGAAGUGAGACCACUGGCUUCUAAAUCAGAUCUGCUAACUUCAGAACGUAGAAGUCUUGUUUGGAGGCAGCAAGAAUACUGUAAUUCAUCUCCUACAGGAAAGGUGACCCGUGAUGAUAAGGGUGUUUUCACAGUAUAUCUGAAUGAUUCUGAAGCCAGAAAGCACUUGCUCAACCACCGUUUAGUGGAUAAGUUUAUUGAUGGCAUCAAUGAGAGAUUGUUUUCUGAUAAACUGCCUGGUGAGAAGGAGGAGGAACUUCAGUCUCUUUUAGCUCGUAACCUUUGGGGUUUAACUGAAGCUGACUUUUUUGGUUUUGACUAUGUAAGAUCUGCAAUUCAAAAGCAGCCGCACAGCAUUGCUGGCUGGAACUGUUAUUACAAAAUAGCCUCAUUGCCUCAAGUUUCUGGUUUCAUAUUGAACGUGAAACAGGAUGCUGGCAAAUUUGUGGAAUAUGGUAUAAUGAAGUGUCAUCAUCAAGAUGCUGCAAGAGAAUACCUAGAAGCUUAUAAACUGAUGCCAGAAUGUCCUCUAAUUAAUCUGUGUGUGGGAACUGCCUUGAUCAACUUGACCCUUGGAUUUAGACUUCAAAAUAAGCACCACUGUCUUGCACAAGGCUUAACCUUUAUAAUAAUUUACAGAGAAGCAGCCUAUAAUUUGCAUUUAAUAUACAAAAACAGUGGAGCAUUUGGUCUUGCUAGGCAGGAUUAUGGAUUUACAGGCUACAGGUAA
Molecule: messenger RNA, 1842 nt
Organism: Dovyalis caffra
Lineage: Eukaryota; Viridiplantae; Streptophyta; Magnoliopsida; Malpighiales; Salicaceae
Source: the annotation of a GenBank genome assembly